CAGUGCGGCGGUGGGCGGGGUCAUGCGCGGCCCCGCCCCCGGGCCGGGGGUCCUGAGCCCCCUGCUCCCCUCCAGGUGGGCGACGCCGGCCUGGGCGGCCUCAUCCUGCUGCUGCUGACGGCCCGGCCCGGCCCGGGCGAUGGGGCUGCCCGCGGGGACCCCCCCGAGCCCGGCGGGUCGCGGGGGCCGCUGGCACGCUCCCUGCAGCGGGCAGAGGCCAUGCUGCGCAGCGUCACCCCGGGGCUGCGCCGCCUGCUGUCCCCACGGCCGAGCCGGCGCGGCGACACCGACGACGACGACGACGACGAGGACGAAGCGGCGUCCAUCGUGGUGCCGCUGGAGCAAAGCUUCCCGGCGCUGCGCCGCUGCCUGUGCGUCUGGGAGGACCCCCGCACCGAGACCUUCCUGGGGUACGUGCGGCCCCACCCCGGCGGCGCCGGCGACUUCUCGGCGGACGCGGCGCGGCGGCGCGUGGCGGCGAGCCGCGCGCCUGGCCGGCCGCCGCCUCGAGGGACGCCUGCGGGAGCUCGGCCGCCGCGGCGGGCCUGCCCCGGCCUCUGAGCGCCUGGCUGACCUCUUCCAGGGGCUGGAGAUCUACAACGGCGUGGUGCGGGGGCUGGCGGAGGAGCUGGGCCCCGAGGCGGAGGCCCCCGGCGCCUUCACGGUGGGCGGGGUGCUGCGGCUGCUGGCGGCCGAGCGGGGCCGGGCCGUGGCCCGGAGGCUCCGGCCGCUCCUGUGGCCGCAGAGUGGGGACAUCAGGGAUGGACGCGUCUGCUGGGAGGACGUGGUGCUGCCGUGGCCGCCGCGGCACGACGCGGCUGAGAGGGGCACGGGGGUGGGCACAGAACCUUCCGGAACAGAGGUGCCACCGGCGCUGGCGGCUGAGCUGCAGGCGCUGUGCCAGGAGGACGAGGAGCUGAUGGGACAGGUUUUUGGGGCGCUGGUGGCCUCAGCUGACAGCCUGUGGCAGCCGGUGCUGUCCGAGAGCCCCGAGGCGCCGGGGCUGCGGCCGGGCAGCGCCGGCGGCUGGAAGGCCGUGCGGUGGCUGGAUGCCGCCCGCGGCCCCGUGGCUGCUACCCUGAGCGCCCGCUACCGCCUGCUGCUCUGGGAAGCUGUGGGUGCCGCGCUGGGGGACAGCCCGGGCACCCCCCCUGCCACCCCCAGCGCCACCGUCAGCGCGGCGUGGGAGCUGAGCCGCGCGCUCGCCGUGGUCCGUGUGCCCGCUGAGUGCCGCGAGGAGCUGGGGCAGCUCUGCCUGCAGCUGCUGUGCCGGAGCGUGCUCUGCAGCUGGGACACGGAUUUCACCCGUGCUCUGGGCUCAGGGCUGUCAGACAAGUGCUUGGAGACCCCGGGGGGGUCCCCGGGGCCGGGGUGCAGCCGCACAGCCCAGCAGCUCCGGUGCCUCUUCCCGGCCCUGGCGCUGGCCCUGCGCUGCCUGCGCCUGCUGCCCGCCCGCCCGCACGCCCCCCCCGGGGGUCUGUGCCUGCGGCUGCAGGUGCUGGGCCGCUGCCUGGCGGUGGUGGCGGCCGCCCACGCGUGGCUGACGGGCCGGGCCGGGCGGUACCUGGCGGCCUGGGCGCUGCCUCAGUUCCUGCUGCUCACCCAGGGAGACCUGCAGGUGCUGAAGGCAGAGGCAGAGCAGCUGGUGCUGCAGGCGAGCAGGACCUUCCCGGAGCCAGGGGACAUCCCUGGGGACAGCCCCCCUGAGCCGCUCCCCAGCCCCCCGGGAUCCCCGUGGGAGCUCCAGCUGUGCCGGCAGAUCCGCGACGUGGCCAACAGCAUCCAGCUCUUCUCCGGGGACGUGGUCUGGAUGUUCUCCACCAGCUGCAAGCGGCUCUCAGCUGAGAUCUUUGACCAGACGAUGCCCCUGGGCCGGCACUGGCGGCUCGGGCCCCGCGCUGAGCUGCCCAGCUCCCCCAGCGCCUACGCGGCGGCCGCGGUGCAGGCGGUGCUGGGGCAGGUGCUGCAGGGGGCCCAGGCCCUGCCCCACGAUGCCCAGGUGCCCACCCUGGCACGGGUCACCACGGCCUUCCUGGAGGCCUGGAUGGAUCACAUCCUGACCCGCCGCAUCAAGUUCAGCGCCAGCAUCUCGGUGGUGGCCACGGCGUGGUGGCAGUGCCAGGAUCUCAGUGGUGGCAGUGCCAGGAUCUUGGUGGUGGCCACAGCGUGGUGGCAGUGCCAGGACCUCAGUGGUGGCCACAGCGUGGUGGAAGCGCCAGGGUCUCGGUGGCCACGGCGUGGUGGCAGUGCCAGGGGCUCCUGCCGGGGGUGUGUGCCCACGCUGUCCCCGUGCCAGCCUGCAGGGUGCCCUGCAGCUGCGGCGGGACUUCGAGGCGGCGCGGGAGCUGGUGUGCUCCGAGAGCUCCGGGCUGGCCCCCGAGGCACGGCGGGCCCUGCGCGCGCUCUGCGUCUUCCGGCACACGGACACGGCCGUGCGGUGCCUGCUGCAGCAGCCGGGGGGGCCGGGGACAGCCCCCCGGGCAUGGGGCAGCCUCCGGCGCUGCUGCUCAGACGAAGGCGCCCACCCCCUGGAAGCAUCCAUGGAGCCUGUCCCUGGCCUGGACCCUCUGGAGGGGCCGGGCCCGCUGCCGGGGACGCCCCCGCUGGCUGCGGAGGCCGAUGGCCCGGCCCGGCCCGAGUCCCCGUUCCCGGGCGGCCAGCAGCAGUGGCUGUCCCUGCGGCUGCACCGAGCCCGCCGCUGGCGCGUGCCGGGGCUGCCGUGCGUCGGGAACAGCCCCGAGGGCUGACCCCCAAUAAACCUGCAAACACCACGGCCCUGCCCGUGUCUGUGGGGUGUUGGGGUCUGCCAUCCCUGGGGGUGAUCCUGGCAUUCCAGCUGGGACAGGAUCGAAUUGGAACUUCUGUGGGGAGACUGGUGGGGCUUGCAGGUCCUGGGGGUGCAGGGUGGGAUUCCCUUGGGGGUCCUGGGGACACUGUGGGUGCACGGCUGGCGUUCCAGGGUGCUCCUAGGGAAGGCUGCGGGCCCUUUGGGUAUCCCCGGAGAGGCUGGGGAGAUCAGCGGGCAUAAGGAGGAGCGUGGACCGUGUGGCAGUGCUGGCCGGGGACACCCGGCGGUGUCGCUGUCCCCUCGGGGCCGGUUUGGGCCGGGGGUCCCUGGAGGACUGAACCCGCGCGCGUUCCUCCCGCCCGCCAGGGGGCGCGCGCGGCCCCGGCCCCGCCG
Passer montanus (Eurasian tree sparrow) is the source of this 3181-nucleotide messenger RNA. It is a transcript of the gene CCDC142, whose product is annotated as coiled-coil domain containing 142. The record is from RefSeq and is a predicted model, not a curated record. Lineage: Eukaryota; Metazoa; Chordata; Aves; Passeriformes; Passeridae. The coding region runs from base 140 to 3028 and encodes 962 amino acids. The transcript is spliced from 10 exons.